AUGCACGGGCACCACACGGUGCUUCUAGAAGCGCGCAAGGGGCCGGAUUUUGAAUACAGCAGCGGGUACCUGGCACGAGUGUUAGUCGACGGGAAACUCGUUCAAGUUAAGGCGCCUGGAACGUCGCUGACUCUUUGGGAAGGAGCUACACUCACCUGGGUCUACGCGCGGCAGCAAAACGGAGACGACUAUGUCGAUGUUUUCGAUCUUGCGGUGGACGGUGUGGCGACGAUUCGGCUGACUUUGCGGCCAGAGGUGGAGACAUGGAGAACGCCGAAAGACGGCACGGUGCAUUUCGGUCUGGAGGUGUUGAACGCGCAUUUCUCCCCCGCCGUGCAUGGCGUCCUCGGUCAAACAUACCGCCAGGACUUCGCCGGAAGACUUGCUGAGCAAAAGCUGGAGUGGAGCGACCUUCUCCAAGUGAUGGCUGUUCAAGGUGACAAUGCCGAGGGGUUCUUGUACGGAGGAGUUGACGACUACCAGGUGUCGGGCCUUCUGAAAUCGGAUUGUAAGAUGUGCACGUUUACCCGAGCGGAGACUGUUGACAAAGAGACCACCAUUGCGCUGGCAAUGAUGGGAGGUGUUUCAGGAGGUGGUAUUUCUGCCACCACUCCAAGGAAAGCGCUCAAACCUAUCGCUGUUGCUUCUGGGGAUGCGUCCAGUUAA
Closterium sp. NIES-65 is the source of this 666-nucleotide messenger RNA. The record is from the annotation of a GenBank genome assembly. NCBI's taxonomy places the organism in Eukaryota, Viridiplantae, Streptophyta, Zygnematophyceae, Desmidiales, Closteriaceae.